AUGACCACUCUCGCCUCGCAAGUUGUGCUUCAUCCCUAUGUUGGCCAGUCGCUCAAGUACGGUGGAAACAACGUUGGUCGUGACAAGCUCUACCGUACCAUCCAAUAUUUUGCUCGCUUUCUAGCGUGGUACCUAUUAUCUCGGGGUGACAAAGCUGAAGCUGCUCGAUGGAAUGCUCUCAAGAGCCACCUCGCCCUUGGUCGUAAACUUAUGAGGCUCGGCAAACCAGUCGAGCACUUGCAGGCAGCCCUCCGUGCUGCUCAGUCUGCAUCUCACGCCGCCGAACAACUCACGACCAUCGGCCGCCAGCUGGGCUACUUUGGUUAUCUUACCUAUGACGCCAUCGUAUGGGCCAACACUGUCAAGUUUAUAAACUUGAAGCCGGACACGGCCGCCAAGGUCACAAAAACCUCCAACCGUUUCUGGCUUGCCGGUAUCCUCUUCAGCAUCACGCAUAACCUUCUCAAAUUGGGCCGACUGGCACAGGAGGCUAAAGGACUUCGUGCAACCCAGACGUGGGGCGAAAAAGAUCUCGCUGAUGAAGCCCAGCGUGAAGUGAAAGUUCUCGCUAAUGCAUCCAUGCGCAGCGACGUCAGGCACCAAUUUGCAAUCGACUUGUUGGACGUCUGGAUACCGGCUUUUAAUCUUGGCCUUGUGGGCGUGAGCGACGGCUUUGUCGGCAUCGCUGGGAUGAUUUCUUCCAUCAUGGGUGUUCGCGCGCAGUGGAAUACCAUCAACGGCAUUAAAAAGAACUAG
Molecule: messenger RNA, 756 nt
Organism: Coniophora puteana RWD-64-598 SS2
Lineage: Eukaryota; Fungi; Basidiomycota; Agaricomycetes; Boletales; Coniophoraceae
Product: peroxisomal biogenesis factor
Exons: 7
Coding region: 1-756 (251 amino acids)
Biological process (GO): regulation of peroxisome size; peroxisome fission
Cellular component (GO): peroxisomal membrane
Source: RefSeq, a predicted model, not a curated record